Molecule: messenger RNA, 2461 nt
Organism: Euleptes europaea (tarantolino)
Lineage: Eukaryota; Metazoa; Chordata; Lepidosauria; Squamata; Sphaerodactylidae
Gene: SEC23B
Product: SEC23 homolog B, COPII coat complex component
Exons: 20
Coding region: 46-2349 (767 amino acids)
Biological process (GO): COPII-coated vesicle cargo loading; intracellular protein transport; endoplasmic reticulum to Golgi vesicle-mediated transport
Cellular component (GO): endoplasmic reticulum exit site; COPII vesicle coat
Molecular function (GO): GTPase activator activity; zinc ion binding
Source: RefSeq, a predicted model, not a curated record
GGAGGCUGCGGAGGGAAGAGGGUCUCUCAGAAACUUUGAGCUUCUAUGGCGACUUACCUGGAGUUCAUUCAGCAAAAUGAAGAGCGGGACGGAGUGCGUUUCAGCUGGAACGUCUGGCCCUCCAGCAGACUGGAAGCCACAAGAAUGGUUGUCCCGUUGGCCUGUCUGCUGACUCCUUUGAAGGAACGCCUAGACCUGCCGCCCGUCCAGUAUGAGCCGGUCCUCUGCAGCAGGCCCACUUGCAAAACUGUGCUUAAUCCACUUUGUCAAGUUGAUUAUCGAGCCAAGCUUUGGGCCUGUAACUUCUGCUUUCAGAGAAACCAGUUUCCUCCAGCAUAUGCCGGCAUAUCUGAAACAAAUCAACCAGCAGAACUUAUGCCACAGUUUUCCACAAUCGAGUACAUAGUCCAGCGCGGACCUCAGACCCCACUGAUCUUUCUUUAUGUUGUGGACACGUGUUUGGAAGAGGAGGACUUGCAAGCCUUGAAGGAGUCAUUGCAGAUGUCCUUGAGUCUGCUGCCUCCAGAUGCCCUGGUAGGAUUGAUCACAUUUGGCCGGAUGGUCCAGGUUCAUGAACUGAGCUGUGAAGGCAUCUCCAAAAGCUACGUGUUCAGAGGCACGAAGGAUCUCACGGCAAAGCAAAUACAGGAUAUGCUGGGUCUUACGAGGCCCACUGCACCUGCUCAGCAAGGAAGACCUUUUCAGCCUCACGAGCAGCCGGUUGUCUCCAGCAGAUUUCUUCAGCCCAUUCAGAAGAUUGACAUGAAUCUGACCGAUCUCCUAGGAGAACUGCAAAGGGACCCAUGGCCGGUCACUCAGGGAAAGAGACCCCUGCGAUCCACUGGAGCGGCUUUGUCGAUUGCUGUGGGGUUAUUGGAGGGAACAUUUCCAAAUACCGGGGCCAGAAUCAUGUUGUUUACGGGUGGUCCACCAACUCAAGGGCCAGGCAUGGUGGUAGGAGACGAGCUGAAAACUCCCAUCCGUUCAUGGCAUGACAUAGAGAAAGACAAUGCGCGGUUUAUGAAGAAGGCAAUGAAGCAUUACGAAAUGUUGGCUAACCGGACAGCUGCCAAUGGACAUUGCAUUGAUAUUUAUGCCUGUGCUCUUGAUCAGACAGGCCUUCUGGAGAUGAAAUGUUGUGCCAAUCUAACUGGUGGUCACAUGGUGAUGGGGGACUCCUUCAACACCUCUCUCUUCAAGCAGACAUUCCAGAGAGUGUUUAGUAAAGAUCUCAGUGGGGAAUUCAGGAUGGCUUUUGGGGCCACUUUAGAAGUGAAGACCUCUAGAGAACUAAAGAUUGCUGGAGCCAUUGGACCGUGCAUAUCCCUGAAUGCCAAAGGGCCGUGUGUUUCGGAAAACGAACUUGGGAUUGGUGGAACGUGCCAAUGGAAAAUUUGCAGCCUCGAUCCUACCAUGACUCUUGCCAUUUAUUUUGAAGUAGUCAAUCAGCACAAUGCUCCAAUUCCUCAGGGCGGUAGAGGAGCUGUUCAGUUUGUCACACACUACCAGCAUUCCAGCACCCAGAGGCGCAUCCGUGUGACUACAGUUGCUAGAAACUGGGCAGAUGCACAGAGCCAGCUGCAGCACAUCGAAGCCGCCUUUGACCAGGAAGCAGCUGCAGUCUUGAUGGCCCGCCUGGGUGUCUACAGAGCUGAAUCGGAGGAGGGGCCGGAUGUUUUGCGCUGGCUGGACAGGCAGCUCAUCAGACUGUGUCAGAAGUUUGGACAGUACAACAAGGACGACCCAAAUUCCUUCCGACUAUCUGAUUCUUUCUCUCUGUAUCCUCAGUUCAUGUUCCACUUGCGACGUUCUCCGUUCCUGCAAGUGUUCAAUAACAGCCCAGAUGAGUCUUCCUAUUAUCGCCACAACUUUGCCAGGCAGGACCUGACCCAGUCCCUCAUCAUGAUCCAGCCGAUCCUCUAUUCCUAUUCAUUCUAUGGACCUCCUGAGCCUGUCCUCUUGGAUAGCAGCAGCAUUCUUGCUGACAGGAUAUUGCUGAUGGAUACCUUCUUCCAGCUCGUCAUUUACCUUGGCGAGACCAUUGCCCAGUGGCGUAAAGCUGGCUAUCAAGAGAUGCCUGAAUAUGAAAACUUCAAGCACUUACUGCAGGCUCCUCUGGAUGAUGCCCAGGAAAUCCUGCAGACAAGGUUCCCCAUGCCACGUUACAUUAACACGGAGCACGGGGGAAGUCAGGCACGGUUUCUCUUGUCUAAAGUGAACCCUUCUCAGACUCAUAACAACCUCUAUGCAUGGGGACAAGAAUCUGGUGCCCCAAUUCUAACGGAUGAUGUUAGCCUGCAGGUAUUCAUGGACCACCUAAAGAAGCUGGCUGUGUCAAGCUCAUCCUAAUUUUGAUUUGCCAAGGAAGCCUCUAAAAUCAACGCACUAAUUCAGUCAUGCUUUUCACCAAUCAUACUCUGCCAUGAAGCAGAUAACAUUCCUUCCCUUCUUUUAAAUCAAG